CCGAAGUCCGAACUCGAUUUUGGGCCGUGAAGCACGGGUUGGAUCUGGCCUCGCUCCACUUCUGGUUCUGGUUUCAUAAAUGUUGUAGUCUUGUAGUUGUAGACACACCGGGGAGUUUUAGGAAUUUGGUUCAUUUUUCCCGGCAAACAAUCCAACUAAAUCCGUCAAACAGUUCAUCGCCACUGGCCCGGCGCCGUGUGAUUGGACCGUUAGUUCCCGCCUCGCCAUGGUCACUAAGCUGUUUUUUACAUCACAUUUAAUUCCACUCUCCAUUUCCUCUGCAAAUCGUUUCUUUAGAAAUCCUUCACUUUCAAAACCCCGUCUUUUCCCUCUCUUUUGCACCAUUUCUUCAACCCUAGACUUGCCCCCAGAGCGAGAACCCCCAUAUGGACCCUCUCUUUACAAGGGCAGAAAAGCAUGUCAUCAACAGCCAGCAGGAAAGCAACAACGACAACACGGCACAUCUCAAUCUCCUGGAGAAAACUUCCAGGAAGACGAUGCUGGAAGUGGAGAAGAAGAAAGUAUAGUCGACAGGGAGAGCUUCUCUCGAGUUUUCGACAUUGCUGCCCUUAGGGUCCCUGCAGAAGAAUGUUUUUCGCUUGAGAACCGAUUAAGAGGCCACCUCUUGAACUGGCCUCGCGUCCGGAACAUCGCAAGGGUUCCUGGCGAUGAAAUGGAGGAUGAAUUCAAAAAGAUUCUGCAAGAAAAAACUGAGGAUGUUGAAGAAAGCUUCGCUGCAUUGACCCGGCGUAUCUAUGGGAAAGCCGAAGGGGAUGGCGAGCCUUUGAGCCCGGUUUUGUACCGGGACAGGCUUUCAAGGACGUUCAACUCCAGUGGCUUUAUAAAAUUUAGGAACCUUGCUAAGAUUUCUAGACCAAGGAAGAAGAAAAAGAUGGUGAGAGAAGAGGGAGAGGGCUUGGAGAGAGAUAAGAGAAUUAGGAAGAAUGAUUUUGUUGUGGUUGAAGUUGUCGAAGACAGAGAUGAAGGUGAAGAUAUGAGUGGGUUGCUCGGAGAUGAUUUUAAAAGAGGCAGUUGGAGAGGUUCCACAAGGUUACUGCUGCUUGACGAGCGUUAUGCCAAUAAAGACGUGGAAGAGCUUCCCGUGGCCGUCAAGCUGCCUGAAAAUCAGAAUGAUAAUGCCGACAUGGUUGACCAGUGGAAGGAGCAUAUCUUUAGUUUUUUACGACUGUCCAUAUUUAGCUUUUCAAUGGGAGAGGAUGUGUUAAAAGUAGAUAGUAGGCAAAGUGCAUCAGCAUGUGAGCUUGUGCAAUGCAAGAUGACCUUGUUUUAUAAUUAUUGGCAAACGAAUGAGAUUUUGGAGGCUUUGCUACCAAAAGGUAUGAUUGUUCCAACUGCUUUUGAAACAGUAGGACAUAUUGCACACCUGAACCUGAGAGAUGACCAUCUACCUUACAAGAAACUUAUUGCACAGGUAGUAUUGGAUAAAAACAAACCAAAAAUUCAAACUGUUGUCAACAAGGUUGAUGCCAUUCACAAUGACUAUAGGACGAUGCAACUUGAGGUUCUGGCAGGCAAUCAUUCCCUUGUAACUACUGUAAUUGAGAACGGAAUUCGUUUUCAUGUUGAUUUAGCGACAGUAUACUGGAAUUCAAGGCUAGCAACAGAAAGACAAAGGCUUAUCAGCUUCUUUACAGCAAAAGAUGUUGUAUGUGAUGUGUUCUCUGGGGUUGGUCCGAUAGCUAUAUCUGCAGCAAAGAAAGUAAAGCGUGUAUAUGCUAAUGAUUUAAACCCUUCAGCAGUUGAAUAUCUUGAAAGAAAUAGUGUCCUCAACAAACUUGAGAGAAAAAUUGAGGUAUUUAAUAUGGAUGGUAGAAGGUUCAUCACUUCUAUUUUUACAAGUAAUAAGGUUGAAUCUAUCACACAAGUGGUUAUGAAUUUGCCAAAUGAUGCUGCAGAGUAUCUAGAUGCAUUCAGGGGUAUAUUUAGAAGACGGUCUAAGGACAAAGAAUCCGCCUUGCCAAUGAUUCAUGUUUACGGAUUCUCCAAAGCUCAAGAUCCUGAAUUUGACUUUGACGAGCGGAUAAAAGCUGCGCUUUUGGAGGAAGCUGUUGAGGCUGAAAUGCAUAGGGUUCGGCUUGUUGCACCUGGAAAAUGGAUGCUUUGUGCAUCCUUUAUCCUUCCAGAGAGAGUGGCAUUUGCAAAAGAAUGUUGAAUACUCAAACAAAACCAGGGUUGGUGGAGGUUGAGGGUGAUAUGAAUUAUGGGGAAAUAUAGUGAGGGUUGGAAUUGUGGUUCAAACAAGUUUUAUCCUACUUUUUUUCAUAGUUGUAUCCUAUUAAUAUUAUCUUCCCUUUUAGAUGAUUGUGCUGUGCUGUGCUGUGCUGUGUACAAGUGGAAAGCUCAUUAUACAGGAUUUGCAUGCCACAUAACAAGAGCUUUGCUUCAUAGAAUUAUAAAUUUUCUGUUACACUA
Molecule: messenger RNA, 2433 nt
Organism: Nelumbo nucifera (sacred lotus)
Lineage: Eukaryota; Viridiplantae; Streptophyta; Magnoliopsida; Proteales; Nelumbonaceae
Product: Met-10+ like family protein
Biological process (GO): tRNA N1-guanine methylation
Cellular component (GO): cytoplasm
Molecular function (GO): tRNA (guanine(37)-N1)-methyltransferase activity
Source: RefSeq, a predicted model, not a curated record